UUUUUUUUUUUGGGGGGGGCACUGCUGACUCUGGGUGUCCCCCCCCCAGGCGAGCAGCCCCGGGGGGUCCCGGGGGGUCCCGGGCCGGGGGUCCCGGGCCCGGCCGAGCCCCCCGCCCCCCCCAAGAGCGCGGCCCAGCUGAAGAAAGAGGCCAAAAAACGGGAGAAGAUGGAGAAAUUCCAGCAGAAACAGGAGCGGAACCGGCAGCUGCAGGCCCAGGCCAAGGCCAAGCCCAGCCGGGCCCGGCGGGAGCUGCGGGGGCUGCGCUACGAGACCCCCACCCCCCCCGGC
Passer montanus (Eurasian tree sparrow) is the source of this 291-nucleotide messenger RNA. Its product is annotated as valine--tRNA ligase-like. The record is from RefSeq and is a predicted model, not a curated record. Lineage: Eukaryota; Metazoa; Chordata; Aves; Passeriformes; Passeridae. The transcript has 2 exons. The annotation marks the transcript as partial.